Molecule: messenger RNA, 3922 nt
Organism: Homo sapiens (human)
Lineage: Eukaryota; Metazoa; Chordata; Mammalia; Primates; Hominidae
Gene: WDR55
Product: WD repeat domain 55
Exons: 8
Coding region: 563-1231 (222 amino acids)
Biological process (GO): rRNA processing
Cellular component (GO): nucleolus; cytoplasm
Source: RefSeq, a predicted model, not a curated record
CUUCUCAGCAUGGACCGCACUUGUGAGGAGAGGCCCGCUGAGGAUGGGAGCGACGAGGAGGACCCAGACUCCAUGGAAGCCCCAACCCGGAUCCGGGACACUCCGGAAGACAUCGUGCUGGAAGCUCCGGCUAGUGGGCUGGCGUUCCAUCCGGCCCGUGACCUACUGGCUGCAGGGGACGUGGACGGGGACGUGUUCGUGGGGAAUUAUACCUACCCUUGCAGAGGGGACAAGUUUGCAGUACAGCACCUAAGCAGCUCUUCAACAAAUCUUUUCCUACUCUUGCCAAGAGGGAGAAACCAAGGAGCUCUGGUCAUCAGGUCACCAUCUCAAGGCCUGCCGAGCUGUGGCCUUCUCUGAAGAUGGGCAGAAGCUCAUUACUGUCUCCAAGGACAAAGCCAUCCAUGUUCUAGAUGUGGAGCAGGGCCAACUGGAAAGACGUGUUUCCAAGGCUCAUGGUGCCCCCAUCAAUAGUCUUCUGCUGGUGGAUGAGAAUGUUCUGGCCACUGGGGAUGACACAGGUGGUAUCUGUCUCUGGGACCAGCGGAAGGAGGGCCCCUUAAUGGAUAUGAGGCAACAUGAAGAGUACAUCGCAGACAUGGCUCUGGAUCCAGCCAAAAAGCUGCUGCUGACAGCCAGCGGGGAUGGCUGCCUUGGCAUCUUCAACAUUAAGAGGCGUCGGUUUGAGCUGCUCUCAGAACCUCAGUCUGGGGACCUGACCUCUGUCACUCUCAUGAAAUGGGGGAAGAAGGUAGCCUGUGGCUCCAGUGAAGGUACCAUCUACCUCUUCAAUUGGAAUGGCUUUGGGGCCACAAGUGACCGCUUUGCCCUGAGAGCUGAAUCUAUCGACUGCAUGGUUCCAGUCACCGAGAGUCUGCUGUGUACUGGCUCCACUGAUGGAGUCAUCAGGGCUGUGAACAUCCUACCGAACCGAGUGGUGGGCAGUGUGGGCCAGCACACUGGGGAGCCUGUGGAGGAGCUGGCCCUCUCCCACUGUGGCCGCUUCCUGGCCAGUAGUGGCCAUGACCAGCGCCUCAAGUUUUGGGACAUGGCCCAGCUGCGAGCUGUGGUGGUGGAUGACUACCGUCGGCGCAAAAAAAAGGGAGGACCACUGCGGGCUCUGAGCAGCAAGACUUGGAGCACCGAUGACUUCUUCGCAGGACUGAGGGAAGAGGGAGAAGACUCCAUGGCUCAGGAAGAAAAGGAGGAGACUGGGGAUGACAGUGACUGAAGGAAUGAAUUGAAUCUUGAGACGGGUCCUCACCAGGCAAGAGUCUUGCUUAUUGGGCUGCAUCCCCAGAGAGGAUAUGAAUUAUUUUUUGAAAAGACAGGGUUUUGCCAUCGUCCAGGCUGGAGUGCGCUGGCUUGAUCUUGGCUCACUGCAGCCUCAAUGUCCCCAGGCUCAGAUUGUCCUUCCACCUUAGCCUCUGGAGCAGCUGGGACUACAGGUGUGCACUACCACACCAGGCCAAUUUUUGUUUUUUUUUUUUGGUAGAAACGGGUCUGUUUUGCCCAGGCUGGUCUUCAACUCCUGGACUCAAAUGAUCCACCUGCCUCUGCUUCCCAAAGUGCUGGGAUUACAGGCACGAGCCACCACACCUGGCCAAAAAAAUUUAUAUUUUUUGAGACAAGGUCUCACUCUGUCACCCAGGCUGGAGUACAGUGGGUUGAUCAUGGCUCACUGCAUCCUUGACUUCCUGGGCUCAAGUGAUCCACCUCAGCCUGCCUGGUAGCUGAGACUUAACAGGCAUCUGCCACCAUGCUUGACUAAUUUUUGUGAUUUUUUUUUGGUAGAGACCAGGGGUUUCACUAUGUUGACCAAGCUGGUCUUGGAACUCCUGGGCUCAAGUGAUCCUCCUGCCUUGGCCUCCCAAAAUGCUGGGAUUACAGGCAUGAGCCACUGUGCCUGGCUGGAUAUGAAAUUUUUUUUUUUUUUUUUUUUGAGACAGGGUUUCGCUCUUGUUGCCAGGGCUGGAGUGCAAUGGCGUGAUCUUGGCUCACUGCAACCUCCGCCUCCCGGGUUCAAGCAAUUCUCCUGCCUCAGCCUCCCAAGUAGCUGGGAUUACAGGUGUCUGCCACCAUGCCAGGCUAAUUUUUGUAUUUUCAGUAGAGACGGGGUUUCUCCAUGCUGGCCAGGCUGGUCUCGAACUCCUGACCUCAGGUGAUCCACCCGCCUCAGCCUCCCAAAGUGCUGGGAUUACAGGCAAAAGCCAACACACCCGGCCUGGAUAUGAAUUUAUAAUACCCUACAGUGCAACACAAGAAGAUGCACUCAAAGCACUGAUGUGAGGAAGUACUUGCCCCGUAGCAGCUAUUCACUCUACCAGUGUAAACAAACUCUAAGCUAGGGCAAGACAGCACAGACACAAGUAUAUACUAACCAGGGGUUUAAUAUAAAUACAACCAGCAUAGAAAGACCCAAAACUAUACAGAAACCAAAACCAGAAUGCCAUGUGGUGGAGGCAAAGGGCAGAAUUUCUGACCCCUUUGGCUCAGCUGCCCUUCCCCACAAAUAAAAACCAACAAAGAGGACAAAUCAGGACAAUAAAGAAGAUUCAUGCUAAGCUGUGGCAGAGGGGGGAAGGUAUGAUCGGGUGGGGGUGGGACAAGGAACGGCCAUGGAAGAUCACUGGGUCAGGUUGGACCCUGGGCUGGGAGCGGGAGGGCAAGGCCCCUCACCACAACUUAACCCAAACCUAAGCUGCCCCCAGGUGCCAUAGGUCCCUGUCCCAGCAGGGAGGCUGAUGGGCCUGGGCCCAUGCCCCUCCCCACCUUUGGGGGUCAGAAAGUGGCCACCCAGGCCUGCUGGGAUGGGGCCUGACACAGGCUCUGCAUGCCCAUUCAGGGUGCCUGUGGAGAAAGAAUGGAGUCACUGUUUAACCAUGGUACCUGCCUCAGCCCCAGCAGACCACAGGAGGUUGGCCCCAGACUCACUGAGUGCCUGCAGCAGCCGUACAGACACAGCAUCCUUGGCCACCUCAUGCCCAUCCCGGCCAUCUAGGGUCAGCACAACCCAGAUGAGGCCGCUGAAGGGCACCGGAUGCCCAGGAAUCACCACCUGGUACCAGAAGCGGUGCCAGCCAGCAGGUCCUAUGCCCAAACACUUGGUGAGGAACACAGGGCUGCCCAGCUUCAUUCGUUGGCACAGCAACUGCAGGGUAGCCCGAGCCCCUUGGAACCCUAACUUGUCCCUUGCCAAAGCCAACUGGCUGCCCUCUGGCUGUGGGGACCGCAAGAAGGGACCCACAAGCUGCUGGCGAAGUCGCUGCUUCAGGUCUGGCUUGAGCCACUCCACAGCCACCUGCUCUCCACAGAGGUGUGACUGCCCUGUAGGAAAAAUGCAAAGACAAGGGCAGGUCUAAACCCUGGGCCCAAGCCUCCAGGUGGUGAGCCCUUUGGAGCUACACAGUCCUGUUAUUUGUAGCCUUCCCAUUUCCUGGUAGUGUGACCAUGGGUAAGAAAAGACAAUGAAGCCUUCAGCCUCCAUUAUUUGCAAAGGGAGUAUAACACACUGCUACCUUACAAGUUUCCUUGGAGAAGUACUGGUUAAUUGCAGGCUUUGUCUGCCUCAUAACCAUCAUAAUGGCUAAUCUUUACUGGGAAAACUUGCUGUAAGUCAGUCAGUGUGCUAAGUACCGUACACCCAUUAUGUUACUUAAUUCUCAUAACAGUCUGAGGAAACAGAUUCUAUAGUAGUAAAAAGCUCAGUUGGAUUCCCUUGAGCAAAUCAAUUUCUCUAACAGUUUCCUCAUAGCUUGAGGGUCCUGUGCCUAUUUUGCGGUGUGGGGGUGGGGGAAGGUUGAGAAUUAAGUCAGGAGGUAAUGCUCGGGAAGUGUCACAAAUUUAGGUAAGCGGUGGUGGUAGCACCAUUGGAAGUUUUAAAAAUCUGAGAUCAAAUAGUAAAAGGUUGCAAAUUCUGGCA